CCCCUUUCCCCCAUUCCCACCAUCAAAUCAUCCUGAAUUCUCCCUCACUUCAUCACCACUCUGCUUCUCCCUUCCUUCCCAGAUACAUCAUAUAUCCCACCCAACAUUCUGCAUUGAGACCAAAGCAUUAUUUAUUGCCAAAAGUCUGCAUUAAUUGUGAAGGUGUAGUGUUCUCAUAACUGUAUGGGUCUCACAAGUUUGCAAGUCUGCAUGGAUUCAUCUGUUGACUGGUUGCAGGGCACAAUUGAUGAUGAGGGUGGAAUGGACUCAUCAUCUUCACCAUCUGGUGUGGACAUUCUGACAUGUUCAAGGCCAUUGAUAGAAAGAAGGCUAAGGCCCCCCCAUGACCAGGCACUGAAAUGCCCAAGAUGUGAGUCCACACACACAAAGUUUUGCUACUACAACAACUACAGCUUAUCCCAGCCAAGGUACUUCUGCAAGACCUGCAGAAGGUACUGGACAAAAGGUGGCACCCUGAGGAACAUCCCAGUGGGGGGUGGGUGUAGGAAGAACAAGAAAGUCUCUUCUUCUUCUUCCUCUUCAUCAUCUGCCAACAAGAAAUCAUCAUCAUCACCAAAUGACCAUCAUCAUCAAUUCCCUCAUCCUCAUCCUCCUCCUCCUCCUCAUUAUCAUCAUCACCAAAACCUUGGUCAAUCAUCAUCCUGCACUUCUUCUCCUGGCUCUAGCAUUAACCCCACAGACCUCCACCUUUCAUUCCCUGCAGAAAUGCAAUUCUCACACCACCAAUUCACCAAUUUCCACUUGGCCCCCACUGGUUUCUUGGGGAUUGAGAGCCCCACCCCAAUAGAUUUCAUGGAAGGCAAUGCAGGGUUUGUAAUGGGUGGCACUACUCCUCCUUCAAGAAACCAAGACUUUCUUGGGAAUAACAAUGGAGAUUUUGGGAUGAUGGCACAAACUACUUUCCCUACUUCUACUACUACCCUUUGCCCUCAAUUUGGAAUGCCCAUUGAUGGGAACACUGUGGGGCCUACUCUAAUGCUCCCCUAUGAUCAUCAUCAUCAUCAUCAUCAUGGGGAUGAUCAAUUCAAUGCAGCAAUGCAUCAUCAAGAUGUGAAGCCAAAUCCCAAGCUCUUGUCCCUUGAGUGGCAUAAUGAUCAAGGCUGCUCUGAUGCUGGGAAGGAUUCCUUUGGUUAUCUCAAUGGAGUUGGGUCUUGGACUGGCUUGAUGAAUGGCUAUGGCUCUUCUGCAACAAAUCCUUUAGUCUAAUUAAACCUUGAUUACCUUAAUCAAUCUGCACCUCAUUUCCUUAUUCAUCAAGUUUCCAUGCAUCACCAAGGGUUAGAGAUUUUAACUUAAGUAUCAAUAUAUCCUAAUAGGGUAGGGGUUAUAUAUGUCACGUUCUAGGAGUUCAGUCUCUCGAUGCUACAUUAUAGACUCGAGUUCAAGUAUCAAUGCAGAUUCAAGACAUCAAAAUACAACUUACGAAAGAAUCGGAGGUAAAGUUCCAUAGCUCGAGGUAUUAUCAAGGUAGCAUAAUAUUAUAUUCGAGUAAUAUAAUAUUUUCGUGAAUAUGGGCACUUUUGAUCCUAUGAACGACUGAUCCACUUAAAGGUAUUAAUUUUGAGAGAAUUUUCCUUGUGUGAAGGGUAUUAUUAUAUUCCCUGUUUUAGUUUAAUUCGCUUCAUUAACUAGGUGCGUGUGAAUGAGGUUUGUAAAAGUCCAUAUUUCACUUUUUGAGUGCUUUAAUUUAAUAUAUUACUUAAACAUUUCUAGUCC
Ipomoea nil (Japanese morning glory) is the source of this 1737-nucleotide messenger RNA. Its product is annotated as dof zinc finger protein DOF5.6. The transcript is spliced from 2 exons. Gene Ontology annotation, biological process: regulation of DNA-templated transcription. Gene Ontology annotation, molecular function: DNA binding; DNA-binding transcription factor activity. The coding region runs from base 184 to 1227 and encodes 347 amino acids. Lineage: Eukaryota; Viridiplantae; Streptophyta; Magnoliopsida; Solanales; Convolvulaceae. The record is from RefSeq and is a predicted model, not a curated record.